AUGUCGAGCACCAAGCGCUUCGUCGAGCAGCGCAUCGUCAAAAGGCGUGAGCAAGAGGCAAAGGAUCAAGAGCUCCGCCGACGCUUGAUGGAGAACAACAUCUAUGCAGGCUAUGGCAAAAGCGAGCUCAACGUCGAAAAGAAGCGCAGAGCACUCUCAGAGGCCAAUGAACGCCGUGAGCUUUACAUGGAUUAUAGUUUUGUGAAGACGGAGCAGGACAAGACGAAAAGAGUCCAGAUAGCGCAAUUCGAAGAGCAGUUGGCAGACGAACUGGCCAAAAGGAAAGCCGAGCAAAUGCGCCACGAUAUGGAUCGUCGACGAAUCUGUGACGGCUCCGAAGAGCUGCGGGUGCUGAAGGAAAGGCUCCAUAUGGCCAAGGUCAACAAGGAGCGUGCUCAGCAGCUCCUGGAAAUCGAGGCCAAAUGUGCAGAUUCGUUCCGGGGUUCGAUGGUUGUGGGCUCUACGUUUCAGGUGCGGAAGGAAAAGGACCGCAUAACGGGCCACUUGCUGGCCGAACAUAUGGAAAAUGAGAGGUUGGAGCAGCAGGAGCUGGAGCACAAGCUGGACAUCGAGAAGAAGAGGCAGCGAGAGCGCGUCAAGGUGAUCAACCAGCAGCAGAUUGCAAUGAAAGAGGCACAAAGAGAGGAGGCCAUGCAAGAAUACAUCAAGGAGCGCAAUCAGGUAGAAGAGCUGGUGGCUAAAAUUGCAGACGAAGAUGCGAAGGAGGCGAACGCUCGAGCGGAGAAACAGAUGGAGUCACGUGUCAUGCUGCAGCAGUUCAUGGUGGAGCAGAAGGCAAACCAGGAGAAGUUGGAGGCAGAGGAGAAGGCAGAAAAUGAGCGCAUUGAGCAGUUUGCGCGGGACAAGCGCGAACGGGAGGAACGACUGGAGCAAGAGCGGCAGGAGAAAGAGAAGGAGAAGCUCCGCAUUCUAAAUGCGAUGCUCGGCCAGAUGGAGGCCAACAACAAAGCGGCAGAGGAGCAGCCACUGUCGGAUUGCGGUUGCAGCCAGACUGACGUGAAGAGAUGCAGCAAUUCGGCCGAAGCUGUCCUAGCUUUCGGCAGGGCAUAUGCUGCUGGGGUGCUUUGGGUGCUGGAUUUCGCUUUCAGGAUGCGGAAGAAGUUGGAAGACAAAGAGGAGAUGAAGAAUGCCUAUCUCGUCCAGAUGCGGGCAAAAGAGGAGAAGAUGUUGCAUGCUCGUGAGGAGGAGGGCAGGAUGCGUGAAGAGCUGCUCAAGAAAUUUGCUGAAGACGAUCGCUUGGAGCAGCUCAAUGAGCAAAAGCGCCGCAUGAAGGUCGAGCAACACAGGCGGGAGGCAGAGCGGCUGGUGGAACUUCGCCGCGAAAUGUAUGAACUUGCCCGAGCUCAAGAGCGCGAAGAGCAAGACGCGCUUCGCAAGGAUGAGGACAAGCGCCGCCUGAUCAUCGAGGAUGAGCGCAGGAGGCUGCUUCGUGAGCACGGACAAGAGCUCAAGAAGUUCCUGCCAAAGCACACUCUGGAAAGCAUGGAGGACUACAAGCUACUUUUCGGUGAAGACAUGAUCUUGCCGGAGCACUUCAGUUUCAAACACAAUUGGCAGAACAAAGCGUUGCCAACCAUGAGGUGUUCAACUACAUGCAAGCCUAUGCACUGCCUGCUCUGCAUCCAGUGA
Symbiodinium sp. CCMP2456 is the source of this 1650-nucleotide messenger RNA. The record is from the annotation of a GenBank genome assembly. NCBI's taxonomy places the organism in Eukaryota, Dinophyceae, Suessiales, Symbiodiniaceae.